GUUGCGGAUGUGAAAAGUAACAAUACUUGCUUGUUUACGUGCAUAGGUCACAGGGAUGAAUUUAUCUUGUCAGUUAAUCCCAAGUACAGAAACAGAAAAGGUUGGCAAAAUGAUUCUCUCUCAAGUUCACCUUCCAUUGUGUUUGGGGAUGAUUCUUUUGAUGUGGCCAGCAACUCCACAUGGAUGCAGACACACAAAUCGCAAACGCGAGGACCGGGGCUUAAAAGAAUGUCUGUCCCAUUGGGGAGUCCAAACUGUCACCAACGUCAUCGAUAUACAGAAGACAUUGUUUGAUGCCAACUUAACGCAUGCCUGUCGAGCUGAUGCUCUAGACUCGGCUAAGCAGUGUGUUACCACCGUGCCUGUGGACAAAUGUCCGUCUGUUCUCCUGUUCUGGCACCACCUCAUCGGUCCACUUAAUCAGGCCUGCCAGAACAUCAAAGAGUUUACAAAUUCGUUAGUGUGCAUUGAUAGAAAGAGACUGACAUUAUGCCAAGGCAUUACCCACAGCAUAGGUCCAUAUAGCAGGAGGAGAAGGGAUAACGAGAGAAACUGCCAGGCCAUCUCAGAGUAUCAAACAUGUAUGAAUCAGAUAUUACAGAAAGGCCCCGACUGCGAAGGUGAUGCCGUAAAACCUCUUGUAAACGCCCUAGGCCUCCAUCUUCUUCAUCUCGGCGUGUAUUACGAGUGUGCUCAAGAUUACCCUUUCACUUUGCCACCAGAAGAUACUUUAAAUGGCCUUCCUUUUGACACACCACUAGGAUUUGACUCCGAUUUCUUUGACUGAAGUUUUCUCACUCAAGAUCUAAUCAGACAUUACUGGGCCACACUACCACAUUAUAUGGCCUCCUGUUCAGAAGACCCACCAUCUGUCACCGAGAAAAACUAACUUAUUGAUCUGUCAACCAUUUGAACCAUGGUAUUCAUUCACAACAGAAAGCAAUCAAUUUGUGAAAGAUACUGAUCUAGCUGCAGCAUGGGUUUGAAAGAAAGAAAAACAUUUUCCCUCUUUUAAACAUUUUAAUGUUGUAUACAUUGUAUAAUUUUGACUAGGUAUAACAUUAUAAACAUAAACAAUAUUAUAACAUAUAUUUUAAAUUAAUGCAAGCAUUAUGACCUUUUUUUUCAAAGAACACAGUCAUACAGCAUAAUAGGAAAAAAUUCACGCAAGUCUGUUCAAUAAGAAAACCCAGAUUGGUUUGUACCUAGAAGUGAAUGCUUUCAAGAAAAUCAGUUAAGAUGUCCAGUUAAAUAUACACUUGUGCAACAAAUAUGCAGAUUCACAAACUUCAAAAGUUUAAGUAAAAGGGAACAGUUUAAAUUGCAUUCAGAAUAUUGCACAAAGACAAUAAUAUCAUUUUUAUAGCAAAUAUCGUAAAUCUUUGGUUAAAAGCAGUUCCAUGUGUAGUACUUUUAAUAACAUCAAUAAAUGAAUGAUUGAAUGCAAGUAUUCUUUUUAAUCUACAUAACAUGUAUAAAAAUCUAUACUGUAAUGAAAAGCAUUUUAAAGUAAAUGUUUAAUUUUGCAAGCAUUACAUGUAAAAUGUGGCAAAUUUGGCACAAAAACUCAAUCACUUUAAUAUCAAUCUACAUAUAUGUAUGAUAAAUAAUGCUGCUUCCAAUUUUUUUUUCUUUACAUGUUGCACAACUGCUUGGUAUCAUAAAACUGCAAACAACCUAGAAAUGCUUCAAGGUUUGAUAAAUUGUACAAUAAACAAACCAAGGCACAAACUUUUGUAGAGUACUGUACAUAAAUAUAAUAUAAAGCAAGCACUUCCACAUUUACAUAUCGUCUGGUACACAGUUUUUGGAAUGGUUGUCAAUGUUUUUGUGUGCCAACUAGUCUGUUCCAUUUAUUUGCUUGUAAAAAUGGAUCAAUUUUGUAUUCUCAUGACACAAAUAAAUAAUCUACUGAUAUAGAUGUGUAA
Messenger RNA from Saccostrea cuccullata (small rock oyster), 1928 nucleotides. RefSeq lists its product as uncharacterized. Lineage: Eukaryota; Metazoa; Mollusca; Bivalvia; Ostreida; Ostreidae. The transcript has 7 exons. The record is from RefSeq and is a predicted model, not a curated record. Bases 56 to 787 code for a protein of 243 amino acids.